Molecule: messenger RNA, 321 nt
Organism: Aspergillus luchuensis
Lineage: Eukaryota; Fungi; Ascomycota; Eurotiomycetes; Eurotiales; Aspergillaceae
Exons: 1
Coding region: 1-321 (106 amino acids)
Source: RefSeq, a predicted model, not a curated record
AUGGGAAGGCAGGGCGAGCUUGGCAGAUCUGGAGGAAUCUGCACCCUGGAAUGCUCCGAUCGUUGGGACAAUGAUAUGCCGUCGGAGUCAUCCAUGGUACCAUCCCGGGUUGUCAUUAUGCGGAAGCUUCGUGCGAUAGUGGCAAAAGUACCACCACCCUUACGCCCUUCCUGGGUCAAUUACGGGGGUGCGGAGUAUGGCAGUUUGGGAGUUCUGGGGGAACAACCGGCAACUCAGAGCCGCCAGCAGAGAAAGGGGGGAGACCGGCAUAACCUAUCGGCGAAUUUUGAGGCCACCGACAUUUGGGAUUAUGAAAGAUGA